Suricata suricatta (meerkat) is the source of this 3317-nucleotide messenger RNA. It is a transcript of the gene TOMM20, whose product is annotated as translocase of outer mitochondrial membrane 20. The transcript has 5 exons. The record is from RefSeq and is a predicted model, not a curated record. Gene Ontology annotation, molecular function: transmembrane protein transporter activity. Gene Ontology annotation, biological process: tRNA import into mitochondrion; protein targeting; protein import into mitochondrial matrix. The coding region runs from base 115 to 552 and encodes 145 amino acids. NCBI's taxonomy places the organism in Eukaryota, Metazoa, Chordata, Mammalia, Carnivora, Herpestidae. Gene Ontology annotation, cellular component: mitochondrial outer membrane translocase complex; mitochondrial outer membrane.
GCUCUGCCUUUUCGCGUCCCUCGCGGCGAGCGACCGGUCGCGGCGGCGCGGUUCGCUGUGAAGCUUCUCCGCCGGCCCCUACACCGCCGAGCUCUCGCUCUUGGCCGAGAGAAGAUGGUGGGCCGCAACAGCGCCAUCGCCGCCGGUGUCUGUGGGGCUCUUUUUAUCGGGUAUUGCAUUUACUUCGACCGCAAGAGACGGAGUGACCCCAACUUCAAGAACAGGCUUCGAGAACGAAGAAAGAAACAAAAGCUUGCCAAGGAGAGAGCUGGACUUUCCAAGCUACCUGACCUUAAAGAUGCAGAAGCUGUUCAGAAAUUCUUCCUUGAAGAAAUACAGCUUGGUGAAGAGUUGCUAGCCCAAGGUGAAUACGAGAAGGGCGUAGACCAUCUGACAAAUGCAAUUGCAGUGUGUGGACAGCCACAGCAGUUGCUGCAAGUGCUACAGCAGACUCUUCCACCACCAGUGUUCCAGAUGCUUCUGACUAAGCUUCCAACAAUUAGUCAGAGAAUUGUAAGUGCUCAGAGCUUGGCGGAAGAUGAUGUGGAAUGAGAAACCAGUGUCAACAUAAUCUCAAUUAAAAAUAUUUUUUAAAUCUUAACUCAGAAGAUGAGCAGCUCUGGGGGAAUAAGGGCAAAUAGGCUGGUUAUGGACUGUCCUACACUGAAAUCUACCAAAGUUAAUUUUUACUUUGUGUAGAUCCAUUUGUCUGUUUUAUUUAUUUUUCCCAGUGAAAAGUGUAUUUCGAUAGAAAUCUUUUCAUCUUAUAAAUACACUACGAGUUACCGAAAUAUCUGGAUUUAUUUUAUUCCUAAAAUGUGCAAUUAAGAUGUACAUAAAACAUCACAUUACUUACAUUAAAAAUACUCAGUGCUUAGUUUUGAAAAUGUAGGAGAAAGCUGAAGAAUGCACGUUUUUUAAAGCUAGUUCAUUUUGUUCUACAUAAGAGAAUUGGAUGGAAACUUGCUUUAUCAAAACUAAGCAUUAAAAUCUUUGAGAGAUCAUUUCUUUCCUUUUAAUCUUUUAAAUACAUGAGAUGUGCUGCUGUGCUAUAUUAACCCACCUCUGUGUGUAUUUGUCUUGAAAUGUUUUAUUCCAAUCAGUGGGCUUCAUGUGUUAAGGAUAUUUAUCUCCUUGUAUUUUAGAUGUAUGUAGUUGCAGUAGCACUGGGAAUUAAUCUGUGUACAUCCUUAAUCUAACUGUGAGCUUCACCGAUUACUGUCUACCCUCUUUCCUCAUUUAUAAAUGAGGGAAUUGGUCUGCUAAUUCAGAGAAGUGUCCCUUUUAGCUUUUGAUUCAUUUGGUCUAUUUAGGAUCUUCAAAUCCACCUUCUGAAAUGUUUGUUUGGACACCUAGGCCUUGCAUUUUUUUAUACUCUGAAUUUUGCAUGCUUGCCUGACUUAGUAUUUCUGAGUUGAUUCUUACCCCUCCCUUUUUUUUUUUAAAGCUCUAACUUGUGCUGAUUUUCACUGAAAUCAUACGGUUCUGUCACCACUCUCAUAAAUCUGAAACUUUUAGGGUAACUGGGAUGAUAUGCUUGUAAAAUGUCUGUUCCCCUUUGCUUUUAUCUUCAGUGUAUCUCCUUAAUCCUCUUUCAGUCUGAUUCAUUUAUCUCGCUAUGAUGAGAAUAAGGUAUAACCUUGUAACUGAAGACUUGAAAAGAAUGGAGGUGUUCUCAAGAUAGUGACAUGUUAUCUGCAGUCACAGAUCCAACACUGGGCCUAAGAAUAAAGAUCCUUGGUACUUGCUGUCAUCUGUUGAGCUGAGUAACAAUUCCUCCCUGUAUAGGUUGCCUUUAUUCUGUCUAAAAAUCUGGAGAGAUCCCAAAGAUUUUCCUAGGUACCAGACUUUUUAUUUUGUUUUACUCACAAAUUUUUCUUACCUUUGGGGUUUUGUUGUGGCUGGGAUAUGAAGGAAAGCGUUUGGAGUAUGGUUCUAAGUUUUUGCCCCUCUGGACAACCCCUCACCCUUUGGCAGAUCACAUUACAUCUCUGAACUUACCCCCUAGUAUUCUCAUCUAUAAAAUUAGAAUGUCAGACUGGGCCACUCAGACAUUUAAGGACUCUUCCUCAUGUACCUUCCAGGUUUGUGAUCCUAAACCCUUAAACAGUGUGCUUUUAUUUUUGAUAACACCCUGUGUAGUCUUCUGUGGGGAUAGGGAGGUGACCAGUGCAAACAUGCUGGUUGGUCAGUUUUACUACUAAGAUCCCAAAUCCAAAGCAGCACAGUGGUGUUUGGUCAAUGAUUGAGCACAUUGGUAGGAAACAAUCUUUUAUCCUGUGCCCACCUCAGCCAGAUGGAGUGUUGAGGUCAGGGCUGUUCAGGAUAUAGGUCAGAAUUAGCACAUAUGGGAGAAAAGCAAGGGGCAGGCAGCUCGGCAGGGGAGGAAUGGACCCAGAGAAAAUUAAGGACCAGCUGGAGGAGUGAGGGGUCAGCUUAGCUGUGGGGGGCACUAUGAAGGCUGUAUGCUCUGGAGGAUUCUGUAGUUGGAGCUGGGUAUCAGUUUUCUGGAAAAUAAUCAGCUUUGAUCUAAUGCUUGUUGAAAAGGUUGUUACCUUCCCAUUAGAGCUGAUUACCCUGUCAUUUUCUUUCUUAAAUGACAGUUUUCAUAACAAGUGUCACUUCUGAAAGAUGGUCAUUUUGUUAAAAAAAAAAAGUCAAGGUUUUCCCUAGACACAUAAGUGCCGAACACUGUUUCCUGUCUAAAGUUUUAAAUGGUGAUUGAACCAGGCCGGCAGUAGGGGUGAUGUUGGCCAAAUGGUGCUCAGCCCAAGAUUUAGGUAGAGUGGUGACAACCUGAGUGUGCCCACAUGCUAAUGUUGCACUCUUGGGUAAGGUCUUUGGAAAUGGAAAUAUAUAUAUUCGUGCACGUUGGUGUGCUUCCUUGGGAAAGAUCAAUUUUUCGAUUCCACAAUUGGUACUUAAGGUGAAAGCACACUUAAAAUGGACUUACCUCACAGUGUCCUGCUGUCCUGUUAACAGAUGACUAGAACUUACAUUCACACUGAACUUUACCAUGUAAAGUACAUAAAACCUGGUACAGUGGCCAUAGCAGGCACUCCGUAAAUGUUUGGGCCCUCUUACCUUUCAGUACGUUUUUUUUUUAAACCGUAUUUUUGCUUGCUUUUCUGAUGUUGAACCAACUGAUGGACCAGAGUAUUAAUGAAAUACUGCAGAAGAGAGUUGAAGAAAUUUGGUAUAUGAUGACAGGUAUUAACACAAAAUUUGUCUUUGUUGUAACAUUAAAAAAAACACGCAGUUUUAUUAUUGCUUGUGCCUCAACUGUUUUAAGUGAAUAUUAAAGGGCUUGGAGAACA